This is a messenger RNA of Elephantulus edwardii (Cape elephant shrew), 1905 nucleotides long. It is a transcript of the gene MPP4, whose product is annotated as membrane protein, palmitoylated 4 (MAGUK p55 subfamily member 4). Lineage: Eukaryota; Metazoa; Chordata; Mammalia; Macroscelidea; Macroscelididae. The transcript is spliced from 21 exons. Gene Ontology annotation, molecular function: protein binding. The record is from RefSeq and is a predicted model, not a curated record. Gene Ontology annotation, cellular component: plasma membrane; adherens junction. Bases 1 to 1905 code for a protein of 634 amino acids.
AUGAUACAAUCAGACAGAGGAGCAAGUCCUCUAAAGGACAUGAAGCCACCCACAGCCACCAACCCCAAGAAUGGUCUCUCAAAGAUCCUGCGGCUUGUGCUGCAGGAGCUGAGCAUGUUCUACAACCGAGACGUGAAUGGAGUGUGUCUGCUGUAUGAUCUCCUGCACUCCCCGUGGCUGCUGGCCCUGCUCAAGAUUUAUGACUGUCUCCAAGAUUUCAAAGAAAAGAAACCAGUUCCUGCCGCUGCUCACGCACAGGCUUUAUCCUCUGAGGUUGUGGAACUGUUACGUGGAAUGCCUAAUUCUCCCGAGAUCCAUGAGCUGCGACAAAUCCUGAAGGCUCCACAUUUUAAGGCCUUGCUUAGUGCCCAUGACACUAUAGCUCAGAAAGAUUUUGAACCCCUGCUCCCCCCACUGCCAGACACUGUUUCUGAUAGUGAAGAACCAAUGAGGAUUGUUUGCUUGGUGAAAAAUCAACAGCCUCUGGGAGCCACCAUCAAGCGCCAUGAGAUGACAGGGGACAUCCUGGUGGCGAGGGUCAUCCGUGGUGGACUGGUUGAGAGAAGUGGGUUGUUGUAUGCUGGAGACAAACUGGUGGAAGUGAAUGGAAUCUCAGUGGAGGGCCUGGACCCUGAGCAAGUGAUCCAUAUUCUGGCCAUGUCUCAUGGCACAAUCAUGUUCAAAGUGGUUCCAGUUUCUGACCCUCCUGUUAAUAGCCAGAAAAUGGUGUACGUUCGUGCUAUGACCGAUUACUGGCCCCAGGAGGAUCCUGCCAUCCCCUGCGUGGAUGCUGGGUUGCGUUUCCAGAAAGGAGACAUCCUCCAGAUUGUGGACCAGAAUGACAACCUCUGGUGGCAGGCCCGGAGAAUCUCGGACCCUGAUAGCUGUGCUGGGCUAAUCCCUUCUAACCAUCUUCUGAAGAGAAAGCAACGGGAAUUCUGGUGGUCUCAGCCUUACCAGCCUCACUCCUGCCUCAAGUCAACUAUAUUGAAUUCUAUGGAAGACGAAGAUGACAUGAAGAUUGAUGAGAAAUGUGUGGAAGCAGAUGAAGAAACAUUUGAAUCAGAGGAGCUUUCAGAAGACAAGAAGGAAUUUGUUGACUAUGGGCAGAAGUUCUAUAUCGCUGGUUUCCGCCACAGCAUGCGCCUUUGUCGCCGGAAGGCUCAUCUCAGCCGUCUGCACGCCAGUGUGUGCUGCACCAGCGCCUGCUCCAGUGCCGGGGGUGCCCCUUACGAGGAGGUGGUGCAGUACGAGCGACGUCCUUCGGACAAGCACCGCCUGAUAGUGCUCGUGGGUCCUUCUGGGGUUGGAGUCAAUGAACUGAGAAGACAACUCAUUGAACUGAAUCCCAGCCACUUUCGAAGUGCCGUUCCUCAUACUACUCGCUCCAAAAAGAGUUAUGAAAUGAAUGGGCGGGAGUAUCAUUACGUGUCAAAGGAAACAUUUGAAAGCCUCAUGUAUAGCCACAGGAUGCUGGAGUAUGGUGAGUACAAAGGUCAUUUGUAUGGCACUAGUGUGGAUGCUGUUCAAGCAGUUCUUGAGGAAGGAAAGGUCUGUGUCAUGGACUUAGAGCCUCAGGGUAUCCAAAUGGCUCGAACCCAAGAAUUGAAGCCCUAUGUCAUAUUUAUAAAGCCAUCUAAUUUGAAUUGUAUGAGGCAGUCUCGGAAAAAUGCCAAGAUCAUUACAGACUACUUUGUGGAGAUGAAUUUCAAGGAUGAAGAUCUACAGGAAAUGCAGGAGUUAGCCCAAAAAAUGGAGACUCAGUUUGGCCAGUAUUUUGAUGACGUGAUUGUGAAUGACAACUUGCAAGAUGCAUGUGUCCAGUUAUUGUCAGCAGUAAGGCAGGCUCAGGAAGAGCCUCAGUGGGUCCCAGCAGCCUGGAUUUCCUCUGAGACUGAGUCUUAG